This is a messenger RNA of Silurus meridionalis, 3726 nucleotides long. RefSeq names its product nucleolar protein 8 (gene nol8). NCBI's taxonomy places the organism in Eukaryota, Metazoa, Chordata, Actinopteri, Siluriformes, Siluridae. The transcript is spliced from 17 exons. Gene Ontology annotation, molecular function: RNA binding. The record is from RefSeq and is a predicted model, not a curated record. The coding region runs from base 180 to 3593 and encodes 1137 amino acids.
CAAAAUAAAGUAAAAAAUAUUUUACAAUAUUUUAACGAGCAAUAUAUAUUAAAAGUAGGAACCAUAACCCGGUACUUGUUUCGACCCGGAAGCAUUUGAUGUAACAACUCCGUGAGCGACAUGUGAGAGUUCAGAUUGCAGUUUAAAUCGCGUUUAAUAAAGCGGAUGAGUGUCUAAGCAUGAAGCGUCUGUACGUCGGUGGCCUGAGCCACACAAUAUCUCAGAAAGAUCUCCGAGAUCGAUUCGGGAAGUUUGGUGAGGUGUCCGAUGUGGAGAUAAUCACACGUAAAGAUGAACACGGAUCUCCUCUGAAGACCUUCGCUUACAUCAAUCUAACAAUUUCUGAUUCCGACUACAAAAGAUGUGUCACAGUGUUGAACAAAUCCAAAUGGAAAGGUGGAACGUUACAAAUUGAACUCGCAAAGGAAAGCUUCUUACAGAGACUUGCAAAGGAGCGGCAGCAGGCAGCCGAGAAGACUCACACCCCAAAGACUGACGUGAAAGAAAAAAUUGUGGAGUCCUUCAUUGCAGCCGGUGUCGAGAAUUUCCACAUGAAAGCGGCUGUUCCAGGAACUGAAAUCCCAGGACACAAGGAUUGGGUGGUAAGCAAAUUUGGAAGAGUUCUUCCAAUCGUUCAUCUGAAAUGUCAAGGCAAAACCAAGGCCCUCAAGUACGAUCCGUCGAAACACUGCCACAAUAUCAAGAAACUCGAGAGCGAGGACUGCUUCACUCCAGUGUCUGAACUCACGUGGCAGAUAGACGGGGGCGACGACGAGAUCAGCAAGAGAAGACGAGGCGAGUUCCCACGACAGAAAAAACGCCCCAAGAAGACGAUUCAAAGUUUGGACCCAAGCACUAAUCCAUAUUCUACAACUAUUCCUGAGAGGUGGACGACAGGUCAGAACAGAGAUGCCUCGCAAUUGCUUCAGUCUCGUAAGCCUGCUGUGUGCGUAUUCAACAGCGACUGUGACUCGGAGGAUGAAAUCCGGACGCUAGUCGCACAAGAGCUUUCACAAAAUCAUGAAAUGGUAACAAUAGAAGAUGAAGGAAACCUUGAGGUUGUGAGUGAUGACUUUGUUGUAAAAUCCAACAUGUUCUGGGGCUCCGGGGAAACCGACAUGGUUGGACAAAUUGGUUUAAAAUCUACCAGGAACGAUGAGGAUUACGACUCCGCUGACACGGAUGAAAUAUUGAGGCAGAACAAAAAUUCUGACAAAACUGAGGAGACUGAAAAGAGCAAUAAGUCUCUGGUAAAAUCCAAGAAGAUUGAUGGGAAGAAACUUGCACUCUCUAACAAUCAGACUCCUACUGAUUCAGAGUCGGAUAAUGGCUCGGAAUCGUCGAGUGAAUCCGGUGAUUCCGAUUAUGAAGCCAUGAUGGGGAGCUGCCACAGGCUGGAGCUGUCACUAGCAGAUUUGGAGAAUCUUGUUAAAAAAAUGGAAGACGAUGAAAGCAGUGAUGAUGACACAAAUGCAGGAACAAGUGAACUUCCCGAACGCUCUUCUGUACAUGAACGCGAGCCUCAGAGAGCGCAAUCGAAAAAGAGCGGCAUAAACCCUGAGGAUAUUUUAGCAUCUCUGUUUGAACCAGAUGAGGACAAAGAGGAGAAAAAGGAGAAAGUCAUGUCAAAAAAGAAGUCGUGUCUUCCUGCUUUUGUUGGAACGAAGGACCUUUUUGGCAGCGCUGCCAAAAUCACUGGACUUAAGAGAGCAGCUGAAAAAGUGAACUGUGAAUUUGGUGAGGAACCUAAAAGACUCAAAUCAGGCUUGAAAACACUGGAAGAUGAAGAGUCAUCCAGUGAACAGGUGCCAGAGCUAAACAAGAAGGACACAAAUGUCUCUAUGGACUGUUCCAGUGAGGACAUGAUGAUCAAUGAAGAACCAAUUAAGCUCAAUUCCAAACCAAGUUCUUCCCUAAAAGUAAAUGACAGAACAUGUCCUGUACUUACAAAAACGACUUCUUUACGACAGAGUAAACACUCAGCCAGGAGCAGUUCAUCCGGUGAAGAAGAGGAGGAUGAAGAAACCGUCCCUUUAGAACCCAAAACUUCAAAAGAACAUGAAAGAUCUGCUUCUGAUAGCUCCGGGUGUUCUGAAGAAUCAGACACGAGCAGCGAUGAAGAGGAGGAGGAAAGUACUAAACGGGAAGCAGCAUCAGAACCUAAACAGAUUAAUAGCUCUGCUUUGGGUCCAAAACAGUUUCAGCAGACUGUAUUAGACCCAGUGAAGCAGCAGCAGGACAAUCAAAAGCGUCUCGCCGCUUUGGAACAGAGGCAGAAAGAGUCGGAGCAACAGAAGCAGCUAAUACAGGGUGCCCUCUCGAAAGUGGAUUUGCCGAACGCAAACAAAGGGAAACAUAUCGUGUUUGAUUCCGAUGAUGAAGUUAGCAAUGACCGUGAAAACACAACACAGCAAAAAGCGAGCCUUUUUGAUGAAGAAUCUGAUGAUGAUGCAUCAGGAUCUGAGGAAAAACAAGACCUCAAAGAAAAGGAAUUAAAAAGGGCAAGGGGCAGCAAACUGUUUGACAGCAGCGAGGAUGAGGAUGACGGCACUGACGAAGGUCACUUCAAGAUAAAGCCUCAGUUUGAAGGCAGAGCAGGACAGAAGCUCAUGGAGCUGCAGUCCAGAUUUGGAACUGAUCCAAGAUUUCAGAUGGAUGCGAAGUUUCUUGAAAGUGAAGAACAGGAGGAAGAUGUGGAACCUCUGCAAAUGCCAGGAGAACAAGAGCUUGUUGAAGAGAAGAAGAAAAAUCUGGCCAUCCUACAAAGUAUCCUUAAUAUCAAGAUUCAACCAAGCGAUGGAGCGACCAAAGGAAAAAUCUUCAAGGACAUUUCAGCUUUGCAUUACGAUCCAUCGAGUGAGACUCAUGCAGCGUUUGAAACCAAAACGGACACAACACAAAAAGAAAGCAAAGCUGCACGGCGUAAGAAACGUGAGGAGGCCGCCAAGCUUCCGGAAUGUUCUAAGGACAUCUACUAUGAUGUGACUACAGAUCUAAAAGAGGCAUUUGGGACAGUGAAAGAAAUCCAAACUGAAAACAAGCAAGUUUCAUGGGACCAAGAUGAUAAUGAUGAUGAUGAUAACGACGAUGAUGAUGAUGUUGAUGAUGAUGAUGAAGAUGGUCAAGCGCCACAAGGAGACAUGCCUGCAUUAUCAUCUUCAACUAAUCAGGAAUCAGAGCCAUCAAGCAGAUUUAAGUUUUCAUUCUUUGGAGAUGAUGAUGUAACAAAGGCUCAGACAACAGAUGAAUACAAAGUUGAGACUAUAAAAGGGGCCAAAGUGGCUUGGCAAGUAGACCCUCGAUUCCAGGACAGCAGUUCGGAGGAAGAAGAGGAGGAGAAGGAGGAAGAGAAAGAGGGAAAAAAAGAAGCUGCUGUGGUCACUACAUCUAAACAGCCGGUUCCAACGAAAAAGUUUUUCUUCUUCUUUGAUGAUGACAUCCGGUUAAAAGAGGGACCCGGGAUGUUCUGCAGACUUGGGAAACUGGAGGAUCAGAGAGAUGCAUGGGAGGAGAAGAGGAAAGAACUCAGUGAGGAGUACCGCAAGAAGCACAAAGACGCCAAAAGGCGAGUGAAGAUGACGACAAAAAGCUGAAGCACCACAACGCAUUGCCUUAUGUUGCAUAUUAAGAGUUUGAUUAUUUCCCUUUCAAAAUUUUAUACCUUGACAUGCAUGACACAUGUGCCUGGGAAUUGAAACCUGUGUAAAUAAAUUUGUUUAUUCUGUG